Effrenium voratum is the source of this 920-nucleotide messenger RNA. Lineage: Eukaryota; Dinophyceae; Suessiales; Symbiodiniaceae. The record is from the annotation of a GenBank genome assembly.
AGAUUUAGAUCAUGCUAAAUACCUCAAGCAAAGGAUUGUGUUGCAAUGCUGUGGUCAUCUGCAUGGAAGUAUACAGCCUCGGGAGAAACGAGAGGGCAGAAGGCGCCUGCGAUCUCCUGGCCAUUACGUGAGUCGGCAAAGCCUUCGACUGUAGAUGAGACGAAGGCGUUUCACAGGCCUCCAGUUGCUCCGCUGCGUCUGGGCGGCAAGGGCAGCACAGGAAGUGCGAGGCACUCGCAGGGCACCCCAAGGUCAGCUCCGAGGAACCUGUCCGCAAUGAGGAUGUCCUGGCCUAGUCUCGAAAUUGGGCGAGGUGAUGUUGAAGCACUGGACUGGUGGUUCUACGAGAUCGAAUCCCGGCUUUCCCAUGCAGCCCCUGAUGCCAGGUGUUUGUAUCCUUGGCUUCGGCAAGCUCCAAGCUUUCAUGAGGUGGAAAAGGAGCUAUCUAGCCCCUUUACUUUCAAAAACUUCAAGGAGGGCUGGAACUUCUCAGACUCGUCCAGUUUCUCUGCCUGGUACGAGGAGCAAGCAACCAGAAGUUCACAUGUUGGUACUGAGGUUGAGAUGCCUCACCUACCCUCCUCCGAGACCAAACUCCCGAUGCCAGAGGGAGUUUUCGGAGGCCGUGCUGGACCCCCAGAAUCGGAGAAACCGCGGAUGGGAACAGAACCAAGGAGAGUUUCCAGUGGAAGCCUUCGCCAGCCACUGGCAGCAGGUGACUCACUGCGAGGCUCGCGUGGCGCCCUGAGAAGCUUGCCCAUGCCCCCACGGUACCGCAGCGGAUGUGUGGCUACAACUUCACUGGAUCGGUCCACAGGCAGAAGAGGUCGGAAAGCCAUUUUCGCAUGCUGGCCUCAUGAAUUUAGGCUUACCUCAAGAUAGAGCCGGGUAGGUCGAGUGUUUUGUUUUUGAGAGUUGGU